Oldenlandia corymbosa var. corymbosa is the source of this 488-nucleotide messenger RNA. Lineage: Eukaryota; Viridiplantae; Streptophyta; Magnoliopsida; Gentianales; Rubiaceae. The record is from the annotation of a GenBank genome assembly.
AAUGGUUCAAUUCAUGAGAUCUAUGAAAACUUAUAUCAUCGGGUGCAUCAUUUUAGUACUUUUUGCUCUCAAUUUAGAGGUUAAUCACGCCGUUCAUCCCGUUGUAAAUGCACAUGUGAUGAAUGAUUUAAGUCCUAAUGAAGUCUUUACGGUUAAUUGCAAAUCCAAUUUGGUCAAUCUAGGAUUUCAUGAUGUUGAAUUCAACAAGGAAUACAACUUUCUCUUAGUUCCUAACGAUUUUGGCACCACAUUGUAUGAGUGUAAUGUGAAAUUUGGAGAUGAGAAGGACUGGCGACGCUUUUCGGUUUACGACCAAAGACGAGACUUGGAAAGAUGUGCCGCUAAUUGCAGAUGGAAGAUUAGCGAUCAACGUGUCUUAUUCGGGUUUGAUGAAGUAACUGGCUACUGGGACUACUUCAGGUGGCUGUAAGAUUAAAUCCCCCAUCUUGUUCGCUUAAGAAGCAUUUUAAUUGUGCUGAAGAAAAUGG